UGCAGGACCGUCGGGAUGGAAGUUGUAGGGCGUUCUUUCUGCCUUGCGGCUCUGCUCUGUGCUUGGCUCCUGCUCGGCUCCGGCUGGGGCUUGGGGCCCCCCGGGGUCGGUGCUGCCUACGUGCUGGAUGAUGCCGGCGGGCUGGGCAGGGAGUUCGACGGGAUCGGGGCGAUCAGCGGCGGUGGGGCCACAUCUAGACUCCUUGUGAACUACCAAGAACCGUAUCGCUCCCAGAUCUUAGAUUAUCUGUUCAAGCCAAAUUUUGGUGCUUCUUUACACAUUCUCAAAGUAGAGAUUGGUGGUGAUGGACAAUCAACAGAUGGCACUGAACCCUCCCAUAUGCACUAUGAAAAUGAUGAGAACUACUUCCGAGGUUAUGAAUGGUGGCUGAUGAAAGAAGCUAAAAAGAGGAACCCCCAAAUUAAACUGAUUGGAUUGCCCUGGACAUUUCCAUCAUGGAUAGGGAAGGGUGAAAACUGGCCCUAUGAUUAUCCACAUGUCACUGUUUACUAUAUUAUUUCUUGGAUAUUAGGAGCUAAACAGUAUCAUGAUCUGGAUAUUGAUUAUAUUGGGAUAUGGAAUGAAAGGGCAUAUAACAGCAAAUAUAUCAAGCUGUUGAGGUACACACUGGAUAAGAAUGGUCUGCAGCAGGUGAGGAUCAUAGCCAGCGAUAGACUGUGGGAGCCCAUUUCCUUUGUCUUGCUGAUUGACUCUGAGCUCCAUGAAGUGGUCGAUGUCAUUGGGGCUCACUAUCCUGGGACAAAAACAGUGCCAAAUGCCUUACUGACUCAGAAGAAACUGUGGGCUUCGGAAGAUUAUAGUACUUUCAACGAUGAUGUAGGUGCAGGCUGUUGGGCUCGGAUCCUAAACCAAAACUACGUGAAUGGAAACAUGACCUCAACUAUUGCAUGGAACUUAGUGGCAAGUUAUUAUGAAGAAUUGCCCUUUGGUCGAUGUGGUUUGAUGACAGCACAAGAACCAUGGAGUGGCCACUAUAAAGUAGAAGCACCUAUUUGGAUUACAGCGCACACAACACAAUUUACACAGCCAGGAUGGUCCUACUUGCAGGUGGAUGGACACUUAGAAGGAGGUGGAAGCUUUGUAGCUCUGACAGACGGCCUAGGAAACCUUACAAUAAUAAUUGAAACUAUGACACACAAUCACUCUAAAUGUAUCAGACCUCCACUGCCUCACUUCCGAGUUUCACCUCAGCGAGCAACUUUCUACCUCAGAGGGUCUUUUUAUUUCCUGAAAACUCUUCAGGUGUGGCACUCUAGGCUUGGAUUUGAAUCUGCAAACUCUAGUCUUUUUGAGCAACUUCAUCCUGUAAAGAUCUGGAGGGGAAGUUUUUCUUUAGACCUAGAUGUGGAUGAAGUCUAUACUUUAACUACACUUAAGACAGGACGGAAGUGUAGCUGCCCAGAGCCUCCACCACCUCAACCCUUUCCUUCAAAUUACAAAGAUGACUUUAAUAUUCGUAAUCCACCUUUCAGCGAAGCUCCAAAUUUUGCAGAUCAGACGGGUGUGUUUGAGUACUUCGUAAAUGGCUCUGACCCAGGAGAUCAUGUUUUCACACUCCGACAGGUGGUGAUUCAGCGACCCAUCACUUGGGUUUCUGAUGCAGACCAGACAAUCAGCAUCAUAGGAAACUUUCAGUGGGUAAAUCUGACAGUCACUUGUGACAUCUACAUAGAAAAACCACUUGAUGGGGGUGUGUUCAUUGCUGGAAGAGUAGACAAUGGUGGGAUAUAUGUUCGUCGUACCAAAGGAGUUUUCUUCUGGGUUUAUGCAGAUGGCACCUACAGAGUCACUGGUGACCUAGCUGGAGAAGAAAUAUUAAUGAAAGGGCUUUCUGGUGUCCGACAUAAUGCUUGGCACACACUUACUCUCAACAUCCAGGGCACUUCUGCCUCAGGACUGUUAAAUGGUUAUCCGCUCUGGGAGAACGUCACCAUUUCUCAACCAAGUAAUGGCUGGGCUGCUAUUGGAACUCGCUCGUUUGAGUUUGCGCAGUUUGACAACUUCCAUGUUGAAGCUAGAUGAGGUAGCUUUUGCAUUUGGAGAAUGUCAUCAUCAUACUUUGAAGAAGAGUCAGCUCAAACUUUGGGGACAGCUUAACACUGACACUGAUCUGUUGGCAAAGAAUCUGAAUUCUCACCCUGUUAUUUUAUAAAGCUUUACAUUACUAGUUACCAGUGUAAGUUUCAUCCCCUGGUUGCUAUGGAAUUUUUACUCUUAGAAUUCUGGGGGUAAAUUUUAGUUCAAGGUAACGAUGAAAACAAAAUCAUAGAUCCUUUUAUUCAAGAAUGAUCAGAUCUUAACUUCCUAUCUCAUUUUCAAGCCAAAUUUGAAAGUUAACAGAAGAUAAGGGCCUCUCAAGCUGCAUUUUUUUUUUUUUUACACUAACGUGACUGUGUCCAUUCCUUUCACUGUAAGAAUUAAAUACCAAUAAGCCUAAUGAUCUAGUGGCCCCAUGCAGCUGUACUAUAAUUACUUUCAGAUUUCAUUUGGAUGAAGAACCUAUUUUUUCCUGUAUUAAGAAAAACAAUGUUUUGUCUAUUUAUGCUACAGUCUGAGUCUCAACAUUACAAUGCUAAAGGUGUGUUUGAUUACAACUUCCAACUUUUAUCUCUAGCCUUAUAAAUAUUUCUUUUGAGCAGAAGGGAAAUCUCUUAUGGGUGAUUAGGCAAUGCAGGAUGUGCCUUAAGUUUCAACUACCU
Lagopus leucura (white-tailed ptarmigan) is the source of this 2720-nucleotide messenger RNA. It is a transcript of the gene GALC, whose product is annotated as galactosylceramidase. Gene Ontology annotation, cellular component: lysosome. The coding region runs from base 16 to 2043 and encodes 675 amino acids. The record is from RefSeq and is a predicted model, not a curated record. Gene Ontology annotation, molecular function: galactosylceramidase activity. Lineage: Eukaryota; Metazoa; Chordata; Aves; Galliformes; Phasianidae. The transcript is spliced from 17 exons. Gene Ontology annotation, biological process: galactosylceramide catabolic process.